Messenger RNA from Leptosia nina, 1416 nucleotides. The record is from the annotation of a GenBank genome assembly. Lineage: Eukaryota; Metazoa; Arthropoda; Insecta; Lepidoptera; Pieridae.
AUGACCCAGCAAUUAAUAAAUGAAAAUAGUAAAUAUAUAUUGGAUCUUUUUUCAGAGCAAACUGUUGAUUCCCAAAGUCUAGAGUCAAUAUGUGUACAGGUUCAAAAGCGAUUUCCAAAAUCAGAAUAUUUUAACUUAUCUCUUUUAUUAUCAUCUCUUAUAACUGGUGGAGAUUUGUCUCUGCCAGGACAGCGUGUGGUAGCUGUAGCCUUGAUUUUUGACUUCUUUAAAGUGGAUAACCCAUUUAGUUCCUUGUUUUUAAAUCUCUUGGAAGGUAAACCUGGAUUUCUGCCAUUAGCUCCACAAGAGAGGUUGUUCAUUGCCCAGAUUCAUGGGUUUAUACCAGCAAAUAUCAAAGAUGUUUUAAAAAAGUCUGCAAAACAGGUGAUGUUAACAGAAGUGGCAAGCAAAGACUUGGAGUUUGAUUACUCGUCUCUGCAGUCUUUAGUUUCAGACAGGACAGCAGAUAUGAGUGCCAUAGCCAAAGUCACAACGUCAGCUCUUGUUCCACUUGGAGAUGGGUCACCACCUAACCGUAUGGCAAUGAAAGAAUUGUUAGAAGCAUUGAUGUCAAAUGACUAUAUCCCGUUGCACAGAACCCUGAAACCUAUGGGGCCAAUUCCACCUCCUCCAUUCCUCUUGGAUCCAUAUGAUAUCUAUUAUGCUAAUGACGGUGUAUGGAAAAACUUGCCUAAUCGUAGUGCCUAUGUCCCACUGUAUGACACUAAUUUGGAUGGCUUAAUCGGCUUAAAACCUAUGGAAAAAGCAGAGAAAAAAGUAACAAAUGCUCCGAAACCAAAGGAAGAGAAAAAGGAAAAACAAGAAGAGAAGAAAUUAGAAGAGAAGGACCCAACUACCGUAGUGGCAGAAGCAAAAGAGUUGACACAAAUAGCAUUAAAAGGAGCAUUAAGUGUAUCCCAUCAACAAAGACUUUUAGCUAUAUUAGAUCAGAAUCCUGAUAUUGUAUAUGAAAUUGGUGUCACACCUUAUCAGUUACCAGAUCUUGUGGAAAACAAUCCUAUGGUCGCUAUAUCAGUCCUGCUUAAGCUCAUCCAUUCUCAACACAUAACAGAAUAUUUCUCUGUGCUAGUCAAUAUGGAAAUGUCAUUACAUUCUAUGGAGGUAGUGAAUAGAUUAACAACUUCUGUAGAUCUACCAGUGGAAUUUGUUCACCUUUACAUCAGCAAUUGCAUAUCAACAUGUGAAACCAUACGAGACAGAUACAUGCAGAACCGGCUUGUACGGUUAGUCUGCGUCUUUCUGCAGUCACUUAUUAGGAACAAGAUUAUUAAUGUUAAGGAGCUAUUUAUAGAAGUGGAGGCAUUUUGCGUAGAAUUUAGUAGAAUUCGUGAAGCAGCUGCACUAUUUAGAUUACUAAAACAACUUGAUUCUGGAGAACAUAAGGAAAAAGAAUAG